Molecule: messenger RNA, 1551 nt
Organism: Larimichthys crocea (large yellow croaker)
Lineage: Eukaryota; Metazoa; Chordata; Actinopteri; Sciaenidae
Gene: hmx1
Product: H6 family homeobox 1
Exons: 2
Coding region: 321-1247 (308 amino acids)
Biological process (GO): regulation of transcription by RNA polymerase II; negative regulation of DNA-templated transcription
Cellular component (GO): nucleus
Molecular function (GO): RNA polymerase II transcription regulatory region sequence-specific DNA binding; DNA-binding transcription factor activity, RNA polymerase II-specific
Source: RefSeq, a predicted model, not a curated record
GCAGCAGUGGCUGACGCAGAGAGACAGUAAUUCUCCUUUCCCUGGAAAACCCCAUUUGCCAUUGUGCUCGUCCAAUCGCUGGAUGCCCUCGGCUCGUUACGCGUGUGACUUGACAUUUCACUGUACUACUGCUUCCGUCUCUCUGUCUCCCUCUCCUCCCGCUGGUACCGAGGAGAUCCCCGUCCCGUCUACCAUGACUCUUGAUCAGCGCAAAAGCAGCGACGUUUGAAAUGACUGCUUGGACUUUCGGUUGCCGAAACGCACAAUCAAGACACGAACCGCUCGGUUUUGGCAUAAAAGCAUCGUGAAAUCUGGAAAAUAUGCAGCAGAAGCUAACGGACAACAACACUCCAACCUCAUCGAGGGUGUCGUCGUUUUUUAUCGAGAACCUCUUGGGCAAAGGGCGGAAUGGGCAAGACUCGAUGUCGGACAGCAGUCGUGGAGAAGCUGGCGUGGAGUCGGUCUCACCCGACCGAGUCCUGAGCGCACGUCGUGCAGACGCGAACGCUGCAGGAGCGCCGGACUGCUCCAGAUCCACAGCUCGGUCCCCGUACAGAGACUCGCCGUUGCAGUGGCACCAUGGGGGGACUGCCUUAAAUCUGCGAGCUUUGGAAACACCACAGAGCCCAAAAGAUGAUACCAGUACAGACGACCAGUGCUGCUCCAUAUGGACCAGUGACAGAUGCUCCCCCGCCGUCUCUGAGCCGAUAACGGAAGGCAGCGACGAAACCGACCGUAAAACAGGUGACAGUAACCUGACAGACGACAACGAGGACGCGCAGAACGGUUUUGAUGCGCGGGCGGACCAAGACGCAUCAUCAGAGCCGAGCCCCAACCGGAAGAAGAAGACCCGGACCGUGUUCAGCCGCAGUCAGGUGUUUCAGCUCGAGUCCACCUUCGACGUGAAACGGUACCUGAGCAGCUCGGAAAGAGCGGGGCUGGCAGCGUCUCUGCACCUGACAGAGACGCAGGUCAAAAUCUGGUUCCAGAACCGGAGGAAUAAAUGGAAACGACAGCUGGCGGCGGAUCUUGAGGCUGCACAUAUUCCACACUCGACCCAGCGGAUUAUCAGGGUGCCCAUUCUGUACCACGAAGGACCCACUCCCACUGCGGGACUGGGUUUCAACCUGAACGGACAUCCAGUUUCUCCACCCGUCGCGGGCUUCUCCAGCUCCAUCAACUACCCUCUGUCCUCGUUUGCUCACUCAAUGAGCAUGUUAAGAUCGCAGAUGACCGGUUUGGUGUAAAGACUGCUGAAGACUAAGACAUCAAACUGUUGGUUAAUAACAUAAAUUCAUCAUGUUAAUACUGAAUAGUGCAAUAACCCACAAUGCCGCAGAAAACUGUUGACUGCAUCCAAAGAGCCGCAGAGACCGAUUAUAACACCCAUUAAAGACUCAUUAUAUCUGUUCAGUCUGGGCUCCUCCGCAGCUCUUCAUAUCAUGUACUGUAUGUUUGAAUACACACAUAUUUUUACAAACUUUUAUAUUUAAAGCCACAAAUCUUUCCAACUUUGUCACUUUUUCACAUAAUAGAUAAAUAAAAAAAAUA